AUGGAAAUCUCUUCGAUGUUAGAAGGGGGGCGUCAUUACGAAGCCCGAGAGGCAUGGUUGGCUUGGCUUACAGAGUUCGGCCAUUUCACUUUCCGUGCCGCGUUGGUUGAGAUCUUCACCUGUGGUGAUUCCCCUCCUGGUGGGGAGGUAUGGGGACCGGAUGAUUUUGAGGCUUUCGGGAUCAUAAGAUUGGGGUGCGGCCGAGUUUCGUCCCUUUACCAGCACCUGCUAUUUUCAACGAUCCUUGGUUGGAUAAUCAGUGGCUACGAGGAGGAUCAGUAUCUUUCUAUUGGCGGCAUUCAACUUUUGCAGGCUCGCAUGCGCAUUGAAAUAUUCCAGAAAAGCCAGGGAGAAACACGACUCUGUUUUGAUCCGGUGUGGGGGAUAGCAAAGCAGAAGGGGAAAUUCAAGGUAUGCUUGAAAGACCAACAGUCGCUUUUUUUUGAUCGGGUCAUCCUAGGCGGCAACGCUGGAGCUGUUUCGGUUGAAACCAGACUGACCGGGGAUAAGAUCUCCUUCAGCUACGAUGGCGCACGCGCCGUUGACUACUCGUCUACCGCUCGCAACUCAGCACUCUUCAUGGUCACUAAGCAAAAGUUCUGGGUCAACGCCGACAUUCCUGCCAUGAUUUGGACCGAUGGACUUGUUCGUGAGCUUUGCUGCAUCGACAUCGAAUCGCCAGCCGGGGAGGGGCUUGUCGUCUUUCAUUAA
Messenger RNA from Nicotiana tabacum (common tobacco), 711 nucleotides. The record is from RefSeq and is a predicted model, not a curated record. NCBI's taxonomy places the organism in Eukaryota, Viridiplantae, Streptophyta, Magnoliopsida, Solanales, Solanaceae.